Molecule: messenger RNA, 893 nt
Organism: Parathielavia appendiculata
Lineage: Eukaryota; Fungi; Ascomycota; Sordariomycetes; Sordariales; Chaetomiaceae
Exons: 1
Coding region: 196-762 (188 amino acids)
Source: RefSeq, a predicted model, not a curated record
AAUGUGGCGCGGUUUUGUGACCGGCGCAAUUGAACCAGCACGAAGCAAAGCCAAAAGCGACUCGGAAUCGCACGGCAGCUGGUUUUGAAAUGAGUCAGGGGCGGUUUACAGAAAUCGCAAAGUUUGAGAUGCAACCCAGUCUCGAGGAGGUACAUACUGUACGCAACUCAGGGAUGCGUUAGGCUACGGCACUGCAUGAUGGCCAUGCAGCGCGUCGCGAUCCAAUCACAGACUGGCUGCCAUCGUGAGAUGCACAACCAAGGGGGUGUACCGCAGCCUUGGGUCGACAUUGUCCGAGAUGACUGGCCGAUUAUCUUUUCCUUCGCUUCCUGGCGGCUUUUGAAACACGCGCGCUUGUGCGAGCUUUGUUGUUGGACAGCGCAUUGGCUUCAGUGCAGGGCUUGCAUGUCGGUGGCUGUGGGUGAAUUGACUGUAGUAUUGAGAGACGAUUCAACGCCGAGGGAGCCUGCCGGGACGUUGAUGGGACCAGUGGGCGGAAAUGCAGUUUACAUUCCGGCGGUGAUUCGAGUUGGCAGUGUCUGCGAAGGAGUGCACGACGAGAUCAGACUGCCAGACAGUCAACAUGGAUUGUUGUCAUCAACGGCAAUGCAAUCGAUUCGGGGAGCUCAAACAUUAAGAGGGAAAGGACAGCGGUGGUCGGUGGACUGGCAACCAUCGUCGACGUGGUUCUAUAACUUUGGUUGUCAGACUCAAGCGUCGAGUUAUCCUUUGUUGUCCCUCUGGUCUCCAUGGAUAACUUAGCCAAAGACCAUGAUCCUCCACCCUGAAAUCACGCUAUGGCUCCCUAAUUCUAAGCUUUCCUUCUCCGUGAUUGCGUCCCCGACGGUGCAACACCGGCCCAAGAAGGGCGCAGUGGUAAUCCGGUGUGAUUA